AUGCUUCGAGCAUAUACCAGCGUUGCUCGAAUUGUGUCAUUAUGCCUCGGCGUGUUUCUCGUCGUUAAUGUGCAAGCCUAUGAGGCAUUAUCGGAUGAGACGCUCAAAAACCUCCCUCGUCCAAAUAAUGAUUUCGAUAUCAAAAACGGCGCGUUGCUCUCCCCGAUUCUCCAGACUCGUGUCCCUGGCACCCCAGGUUCAACCGCGGUGCUCAAUCACUUCGCCGACUUCUUCCGCGAGACGUUACCGGCAUGGAAAGUAGAGGUCCAGAAUUCGACCGCCAAAACACCAACAUCGAAAGGAAAAGAGAUCUCGUUCAAGAAUUUCAUCGCGACACGCGACCCUCCCUGGGCCCAGGUUGGCGACGUUGGGCGACUGACACUGGUUGCCCAUUAUGAUAGCAAGAUAGAGCCCAAAGGGUUCAUCGGAGGUAUUGACAGCGCUGCGCCAUGCGCCAUGAUCAUGCAUGCGAUGCGAAGUAUCGAUGCUGCGCUGGAAAAGAAGUGGACCGCUCUUCAGCAGCAGGGACUAUCUGAGUACAUCUCAGAAGAACAGGGUAUUCAAGUUAUCUUUCUCGAUGGUGAGGAGGCGUUCGACCAGUGGACAGCUACAGACUCUCUGUAUGGUGCGCGUGCCUUGGCGACACACUGGAGCGAUCAGUACUAUCCCGCGAUGUCGGAGUUCAGAACUCCACUCUCGUCAAUCGCUCUUUUCGUCCUUUUGGACUUGCUGGGCGCGAAGGAUCCUUCGAUCAUGUCUUACUAUGAGACUACCCAUUGGGCAUAUCAGAGCCUAGGUGAACUGGAAAAGCGUUUUAAGGCGCUCAAACAAUCCAAAGCUGCCUCGACUGAUUCGUGGUUCAUUGACGCUGACAAAGAUGCGCACAAUCUUACUCCUUCUGGUGGAAUUCAGGAUGACCAUCUUCCGUUCCUUGCCAAGGGUGUUGAAAUCCUACAUCUUAUCGAUUUUGCGCCUUUUAAGGGAUUCCCUAAAGUCUGGCAUACGAUCGACGAUGACGGUGAACAUUUGGACUUGGACACCGUCGAAGAUUGGAGUAUGAUUAUCACCGCCUUUGCUGCCGAGUGGAUGGAACUGGAGGGCUAUUUCGACCAUCCGGCUACUAGUGCGACACGCAGUGACGAGGAGUCUAUUGCAUCGGAGGCUAUUCGCCUGAACAAGAAGACUGAGUUGUAA
Molecule: messenger RNA, 1194 nt
Organism: Penicillium brevicompactum
Lineage: Eukaryota; Fungi; Ascomycota; Eurotiomycetes; Eurotiales; Aspergillaceae
Product: glutaminyl-peptide cyclotransferase family protein
Exons: 1
Coding region: 1-1194 (397 amino acids)
Molecular function (GO): zinc ion binding; glutaminyl-peptide cyclotransferase activity
Source: RefSeq, a predicted model, not a curated record